GCCGACGAGAGCAACAGCAGCGGGCGGAGGAGCUCUUCCAGCAGGGAGUGUCUGAAGAGGAGCCCACGGAGCCCAAAAGCCGAGGGCUCCGACUCGGUGACAUCUCAGUCCUCCCCCAGUGAAGAGGCUGGAAUGAUGACUGAGGUGAAAGUGAAGACAGAGGUACCAGAUGACUACAUCGAGGAGGUGAUCUGGCAGGAUGACACCAAAGAUUCCAAGAAGAACAUCAAGGAUGGGCCGGGGGAUGUGCCUGCAGAGAUCUGCGUGGUCAUCGGCGGCGUGCGCAACCAGCAGACGCUCGAUGGAAAAGCAGUGGAACGUGGCUCUCCCGUUGGAUAUACACGAAAUCGAUAUUCAGGGACCUGGAUUUUUGACCAUGCAUUGAGAUACACGUCCGGGUCUUACGAGUGUGGAAUAUGUGGGAAGAAAUACAAGUAUUACAACUGUUUCCAGACCCAUGUGCGAGCACACAGAGACACCGAAGCUGCCUCAGGGGAAGGAGCCUCACAAGGCAGUGCCCCUCUGGCUGCGGAAAGGGAGAAGAAGCCUCUCUCCAGAGCUGUCUUUGUGCUGCCCUGGGUGGAAUCCACAGAAACAAACAAUUUUAGGUACACGUGUGACAUUUGUGGGAAAAAAUAUAAAUACUAUAGCUGCUUCCAAGAGCACAGAGACCUACAUGCCGUGGAUGUUUUUAGUGUGGAAGGGGCCCCAGAAAACCGGGCAGACCCCUACGACCAGGCCGUCAUCGCCGCCGACGACGUGAAGGAGGAGGAGCCCGAGCCCUUCCAGAAGAUUGGGCCGAAAACUGGCAAUUACACCUGUGAGUUCUGUGGCAAGCAGUACAAGUACUACACUCCCUACCAAGAGCACGUGGCUCUGCACGCCCCCAUCAAGUUCUCUCGAUCUCCACUCUUCGUGGCAGUGAAGACACAGACGAGCCAGUCCAGCAAAAAAUCUCCGGCGUCCAUAAACCGCUGUUCUGGCCUCCUGCACCGCAGCCCCUCCGGGGUCCCGCCCGCAUCCCAGUCCCAGAUGUUCCGCGCUCCAAAUUCCGGAUCCGCAGGAAGCAAGGCCAUCACAGCAGAAAGUGCUUUCAGCAGAAGAGUGGAAGGCAAGAUGCAAAACAACUUUGAAGAAACAAACAGCAAUUCCCAGAACUCCAGUGCUGGUCAUUCGGGGACAGAAAAACCUAAAGAAAAGAGGUGUAAGCAGAACCCAUCAGAGCCUUACACCUGUGGAGCUUGUGGAAUCCAGUUCCAGUUUUAUAACAAUCUCCUGGAGCACAUGCAGUCCCAUGCAGCUGACAAUGAGAACAACAUUGCCUCCAGCCAGCGCAGAUCACCUCUCCCUGUGGUUGAAGAAAAGUGGAAACCACAGCUCCAAAGAAAUAACGCCAACAACACGUCGGCGAGCGGCUCGCUGGGGAACAGCGCGAUCCCGGAGAAGGAGCGGCAGAACAUCGCCGAGAGGCUGCUGCGGGUCAUGUGCACCGACCUCGGGGCACUCAGCGUGGUCAGCAGCAAGGAGUUCAUCAAGCUGGCACAGACCCUGGUGGAUAGCGGGGCUCGCUACGGUGCCUUCUCCGUCACAGAGAUCCUGGGCAACUUCAACACCCUGGCUCUGAAGCACCUGCCUCGGAUGUACAACCAGGUGAAGGUGAAAGUCACCUGCGCCCUGGGCAGCAACGCCUGCCUCGGCAUCGGGGUCACCUGCCACUCACAGAGCGUUGGCCACGACUCCUGCUACAUCCUCACCGCCUACCAGGUGGAAGGCAACCACAUCAAGAGCUACGUCCUGGGCAUUAAGGGCAUAGACAUUCGAGACAACGGUGAUUUUAUCCACCACUGGGUGCAGAACGUGCUGUCGGAGUUUGUGAUGUCGGAGAUCAGGACGGUGUACGUGACAGACUGCAAGGUCAACUCCUCGGCGUUCUCCAAGGCGGGCAUGUGCCUGCGCUGCUCGGCCUGUGCCUUGAACUCAGUGGUGCAGAGCGUGCUCAACAAGAGAACACUACAGGCUCGCAACAUGCACGAGGUGAUCGAGCUCCUGAAUGUCUGUGAAGACCUGGCGGGGUCCACGGGCCUCUCAAAAGAGACCUUUGGCUCCCUGGAAGAGACCUCCCCGCCACCCUGCUGGAACUCAGUCACCGACUCCCUGCUGCUCGUCCACGAGCGCUACGAGCAGAUCUGCGAGUUCUACAGCAGGGCCAAGAAGAUGAACCUCAUCCAAAACCUGAACAAACACCUGCUCAGCAACCUGGCAGCCAUCCUGGCGCCGGUGAAACAGGCCGUGAUCGAGCUGAGCAACGAGAGCCGGCCCACGCUGCAGCUGGUGCUGCCCACCUACGUCAAACUGGAGAAACUGUUCACUUCCAAAGCCAACGAUGCUGGCGUGGUCAGCAAACUCUGUCACCUCUUCUUGGAGGCGCUGAAGGAGAACUUCAAAGUUCACUCGGCACACAAGGUAGCCAUGAUCUUGGACCCUCAGCAGAAGCUGCGGCCCGUCCCACCCUACCAGCACGAAGAGAUCAUUGGCAAGGUCUGUGAGCUGAUCAAUGAGGUGAAAGAGUCCUGGGCAGAAGAAACAGAAUUUGAACCUUCAACCAAGAAGCCUCGUGCAGCAGGGGAGGCCACAGCAGCUCAGGAAGAAGAUUGGUUUGGGAAAAAUGAAGUCUAUGAUUAUUUGCAAGAACCUCUCUUCCAGGCCACCCCUGACCUGUUUCAGUACUGGUCGUGUGUUACCCAAAAGCAUAUGAAACUAGCCAAGCUGGCCUUUUGGCUCUUAGCAGUGCCUGCUGUGGGUGCCAGGAGCGAAUGUGUAAAUAUGUGUGAGCAGGCGCUCUUGAUCAAAAGGAGGCGGCUACUCAGUCCAGAAGAUAUGAACAAACUCAUGUUUUUGAAGUCCAACAUGCUUUAAGACUGUCUUUUAAUUAAAACAAAACUUUAAAACACUGUUCCAAACAAAGAAAAAGAAAUUUAAGUUCUAAACACUGUGGACCUCAUUAUGAAUGCCCCUGGAAACCAAGUGCUUUUUUAUAUAUAUAUAAAAAUAUAAAUAUAUAUAAAAUUAAGUUUGAAAGGAAAGCUGAGCACGGGAGAGAGACAGCCCUCUGCCAGGAACGUGCUCCUUUCCAUAGAUAGUGUGUGGACUUGACAGACUUUCUAAUGUUUUCAAGUGGGCAGACGAAUGGGAGGCUGAUGUUCUAAAGUCUUCAGGCAGCUGAGAUCUAAAGUGACUUGAAGUUUCUUUUGUUUCUCCUCCACCCCACCUUUCCUCUUGUCCCCUGGGCCAUCUUGCCAUGGAUAAUCAGACUCCAUUGACCAGACCAGUUCUGCACUGGACUUUGCUCCUUUGAAUAACUGUACACCUUGAGGGCACUUGGCUGCAGCCUUCUUGGCGUGGUGCACGAAUCAGAGCAGCUGUGUUCACCAACACCAGUAUCUUUAGAAAUCAGGAAGGGAGGCUUUAAGGUUUUUAAUUUUUAAUUUUAUUUUUAACAUUUCCAUAUCCUUUUUUUUUUUUUGCCAAAAACCAAAAGUUACUCCUCUGUCUCUACUCUCAGUUUUGAGUUUAACAUGGCAGCAAGUGAUCAUAAGUUUGAUUUCAAACUAAGAGAAAUGGUUCAUGGCAGAAACUGUCAGUAGUUGUUACGUUUCUUGGCUAUAUAUUUUUUUACAGCAGAACUUCUUUUCUGAACUCCUGGUGUUAAUUAGCUUUUCUGUGAAUUGUGUACAUCAGGCGUUCUCAAACUUGUUCUAGAGUAGCCCAUUUGCAAUUAAAUCAUAUUCUUAUGGGAACCAUGGCAGUUGUUUAUGUGGCAAAGCCUAGAAAUCAGGAAAAGCAAAUGGUGACAGCACAGGUGGCUGUGGGCUACCAGUGAGCUUGCUAGGUCUGCCAGAGAACCCUUGUACCUAAAGUUUUUUGUUAAGAAGUGUCUCAGUGGCAGACAAACCACCCUUCCCAAAGCCAAGGACAAACCAAGGUGUAUGAUUUUUCAGGGGAACAAAGUUCACCAGUUUUGUCGAACUGGGGUUUGAAGGAAGCUUAGAGAAGUGCAUGGGCUCAAAGAUCCUUCUGAAUGUAAGUGCUCCUGAUUGAGUGCAAAGAAUAUCUUCCCAUUUUUGUUUGGAAUGGU
Sturnus vulgaris (Common starling) is the source of this 4135-nucleotide messenger RNA. The record is from RefSeq and is a predicted model, not a curated record. NCBI's taxonomy places the organism in Eukaryota, Metazoa, Chordata, Aves, Passeriformes, Sturnidae.